GGGGUGUUUGGGUCAAGGUCGGAGAGCAGACGGCGAGAGUAGAGUUACAGCUUUGCCGUUGGUUCAGCCUGCAGCAUAAGGAGUGGCAGAUGCAGAUGCAUGGAACUUCACAAGUGGGAGUAUCUGAAACUAUCUAACCAUUAUUCUAUUCUAAGGAAUAAUCUCAUUUACAGUUUUUACGUGAGGGAAGACUUUGCUCUCUGGGCAUGAUGGUAACUUGCGUGUGAAGGCUUUCUAGCAGUUGACACCAACUAAAGUACACACAACCCACUAACCAAACCAACCAACGACCUUUAGCUUCACUCUGCAUCUACUGUACGCUCUCAGAUCAGACAGCGUUGGUCUCGAGCUGCUGAUCCGUCCGUCUGCUGCUCAGUGUGCAUGACUCCCACAGUCACCAGGACGCACAAAAUCUGAAAAGAGCCAGGUUUGCAGUUUUUCAGCUCAACAAGGAAGCGUCUCCUCGCCUUACAGUAUACGGCCGUGAUCUCAGGUGGUGUGAGAAUAGAAAAGAGGCUUUUUUAAAAGCAGCAUCUUAAAUGAUGCAGCAGCACCAGAGCAGUUCCCUGUUGCUGCUUGGAAAGACAUUUCCAUGUAACCACAAUUAUUACAUCUACUUCCUCGACUCUGUUUUCCUUUGCACACUCGCCCAGCGAGCGAGCACAAGCACUGGGAAAUAUGAGAUAUGAGCGCACGGUGAAGAGUUCAGGCUGCGACUCAUUUGAUCCUAUGUUAUCCUAUGAAAAGAAUGUCAGAGUGGAGCACGCGGCUGAAAGAGCAGGAUUACUGGAGUCGUGUUACGAGGGCGCCUUAGAAGAACAAAACUGUUUGGAAGCGUUGCGCAAUAGUUGAAUUCCUGUAAAUGUUUAGCUGCGCAGUUGUUUAAUGAUCUGGCGGCUUCUGACCCCCGCAGUGCUGAGCUUUGAGGAACCCCCCCCCCCCCGCGGCUCGGAGGCAGCCACCUGCUUGCAGCCGCCUCCCACUGCUGCUGAAACAUCUCGCAGACGCGGAGAAGGGCGGAGGAGACGCACUCUGAGGCAGCGCGGCGGCCGAACGCACCGACAUCAGCCCAUCUCACAUCAAAGCAGAAGUCGGCGGUCCGGCAGCAAAUGGAGGCGGCGAACGCGACGCGCGGGGUCAACGCCAGCUGCGACGCCAACAUCGAUGACUUCCGCAACCAGGUUUACUCCACGUCCUACUCGCUGAUCACCGUGCUGGGCCUGGUGGGGAACGGCUUCGCGCUGGCGGUGCUGAUCAGGACGUCCCGCCAGAGCUCCCCCUUCCACGUGUACAUGCUGAACCUGGCCGUGUCGGACCUGCUGUGCGUCAUGACGCUGCCGCUGCGAGUCCUCUACUAUGUCAACAAGGGCCAGUGGAACCAGGGGGAUUUCCUGUGCCGCAUCAGCUCCUACGCCCUCUAUGUAAACCUCUACUGCAGUGUUUACUUCAUGGCGGCCAUGUCUGUCACGCGUUUCUUGGCCAUCGUCUUCCCGGUGAAGAACCUGCGGCUGGUGACGGAGAGCCGCGCGCGCCUGGUGUGCGCCGGCAUCUGGCUGUUCAUCUGCCUCUCGUCCUCUCCUUUCCUGAUCACCGGCCAACAUACAGACCCGUCCACCAACAAAACCAAGUGCUUCGAGCCUCCGGAAGGGCGGGGCGUGAGAAAGCUGGUGAUGCUCAACUACCUGUCGCUGGUGAUAGGCUUCGCCACGCCCUUCCUCGUCAUCCUCAUCUGCUACGCCGCCAUCGUCUGGACCCUGCUGUCCCGCAAGCACACCGCGCGGCGCCAGCGCGGCGCCGCCGGCAAGGCCAUCCGCAUGAUCGUCAUCGUGCUGCUGACCUUCCUCUUCAGCUUCAUGCCGUACCACGUGCAGCGCACCCUCCACCUCAGCUUCCUCGCCCGCGGGGACGCCACGUGCUCGGAGACGAUCGCCAUGCAGAAGUCCGUGGUGGUGACGCUGUGCAUGGCGGCCUCCAACUCCUGCUUCGACCCGCUGCUCUACUUCUUCUCCGGCGAGGGGUUCCGCAGCCGCCUGUCCUCCAUGCGCCACUCGGUGGCGGGCAGCGCCCACCGCAGCGCGGCCAGGCUUAAGGCCGUCUCGGACCCCGGGGAGAACCAGCAGAACCAGCAGAACCAGCAGAACCAGCAGGCGACGGCGAGCUCCCAGCGGGGCGGGCCUUCGCGCAGGCUGCUCAGCAUAUGCUGAGGAGACGAAGCAUGAACACGGUAGUUAGUAGCAGUUACUGUUACAUCUCAGGAAAACGUUUUUAUUUUAUUUAUUACUGUUAAGCAUGAAGAUUGUUUAACAGAUGGUCGUUACAGUAUAUCACUGUAUAAAACUAUGGUACAUUGUGUCGUAUGCCUCUUUUUGCAGCAUACUAAAAAGACUGAAUAAUGCCUUAAGCUGACUACUGCACAAUUAUUUUGACAUUGUCCUUAUUCAUAUUCUGUUAUUAAUAUAAAUUUGUACUGUAGCAUAUUUGUGAUGUUAAAGAUGUACUUGCUUUUACUACUAUUAUUAUUAUUAUAAACGUUCAUACUAUCACUUGUUUCAUCGCUGUUUUAAAAACAUACUUUUUUAAUGUACCUGUUUGAUGCUUGAAGCAUGGGCGGCCACGUUUGAAGGAAAUUUGGGGAUUUGGAAGUGAAGCGACCUUUUAUUCUGUUUGCACCCAGAUUGGUUUGUUUUUGAUAAGAGGUUUAUUCUUGAAGAAGUUCCUGCCUGUACAGUAACAUAGUGUAGUGUUUUUAUAUUGUGUAAUGUAAUUGGUGCAAUUUAUACUGUUGUGUUUUUAGGCAGAUUUUGUUUUUACUUUUGAUAGCGUCCCUCCUUUCCCUGCUGCAUUUGCUGUAUUAACCAUAAAUUUAAUGUACAAACAUGAACAUUCGGUCUCAUGGUAUUACUCAGUGAGACUUUUCACUUUACUCAGUGAAAAGGCAAAUGAAGUUCUUUCCUACUGUCUAACGUAGCAUGCUGCUGUACUCCUGUAUUUAAACAAUAUCUGCUGUUGCGUAUGAUCGGACAUUAAUAAAUCAUGUACUGUAACUUGUGUCAAUGUCGUGGAGCUGGACGCAUUAACAGUUACACAUCAUGUCCACUAGGUGUCAAUCAAGCACUAAACAUGGCAUCUCAGUAA
This is a messenger RNA of Betta splendens (Siamese fighting fish), 3135 nucleotides long. It is a transcript of the gene cysltr1, whose product is annotated as cysteinyl leukotriene receptor 1. The transcript is spliced from 3 exons. Gene Ontology annotation, molecular function: leukotriene receptor activity. Gene Ontology annotation, biological process: G protein-coupled receptor signaling pathway. The record is from RefSeq and is a predicted model, not a curated record. Gene Ontology annotation, cellular component: plasma membrane. NCBI's taxonomy places the organism in Eukaryota, Metazoa, Chordata, Actinopteri, Anabantiformes, Osphronemidae. Bases 1110 to 2204 code for a protein of 364 amino acids.